Cygnus olor (mute swan) is the source of this 3000-nucleotide messenger RNA. RefSeq names its product sulfotransferase family 4A member 1 (gene SULT4A1). The record is from RefSeq and is a predicted model, not a curated record. The transcript has 8 exons. Gene Ontology annotation, biological process: sulfation. Gene Ontology annotation, molecular function: sulfotransferase activity. Gene Ontology annotation, cellular component: cytoplasm. Bases 185 to 1420 code for a protein of 411 amino acids. Lineage: Eukaryota; Metazoa; Chordata; Aves; Anseriformes; Anatidae.
CCUGAUUUCUUUAAUAUAAAGAGAGUUUAACUGGGGGGUAGACCUUUUAUACUUUCCUGUCAGGUGCCAGCAGGCCUUAAAUACCCUGAACAGCAGCACCUGGGUGCUAACCCACAGGCUCAGGGAGGGAAAUGCUAUUUAAGCUCUGGCCCAAGCAUCAGCUGAGGUGUUAGGAACUGUGUGGAUGGGGCUGCCCCUCGGGGUGGGGGUCAAGUGGGAGCUGAUAAUGGCUGUAUCUUUAUCAGGCAGUACCAGCGGUGCUGGUAGUAAGCUGUGCUGUAGGGAGCGAGUCAGAAAGGGCUUUGCUGGGGGCAGCUGUGCCUGCUGGGGCAGGAUCAGGCUGGAGCCAGUAUGCAGCACCCCCCUGGGCUGCUGCCCUACAGAGCUGGCACCUAAGGAGUGGGAAAAGGGAUGCAGGAUGAAGACUGCGCUGUGUAAGAAACAAUUCUGGGGCUCAGCCUGGGCAGUACGAGGAAUGCAAACGGACAGCCACUUCUCUGAGGUCUGCCUUGCCGAAAAGGGGGACGGCCUGCACCCUGUCAGCGGCACAGGGCUGAGGGCGAGGAUGGCGGAGAGCGAGGCUGAGACCCCCAGCACGCCGGGGGAGUUCGAGAGCAAGUACUUCGAGUACAAUGGCGUGCGGCUGCCGCCCUUCUGCCGGGGGAAGAUGGAGGAGAUCGCCAACUUCCCGGUGAGGGACAGCGACGUCUGGAUCGUCACCUAUCCUAAGUCAGGCACAGGCUUGCUACAGGAAGUGGUUUAUCUAGUGAGUCAGGGAGCUGAUCCAGAUGAGAUUGGACUAAUGAAUAUAGAUGAACAACUUCCAGUCCUAGAGUACCCUCAGCCUGGUCUGGACAUCAUCAAGGAACUAACAUCUCCUCGCCUCAUAAAAAGUCACCUACCAUAUCGUUUUUUGCCUUCAGACCUCCAUAAUGGCAAUUCAAAGGUAAUAUACAUGGCUCGCAACCCCAAAGACCUGGUGGUGUCCUAUUACCAGUUUCACCGCUCCCUAAGAACCAUGAGCUACAGAGGAACAUUUCAGGAGUUCUGCAGAAGGUUUAUGAAUGACAAGUUAGGAUAUGGCUCUUGGUUUGAACAUGUCCAAGAGUUUUGGGAACAUCACAUGGAUGCCAACACGCUUUUCCUCAAGUAUGAAGAUAUGCACAAGGACCUAGCAACAAUGGUUGAGCAACUGGUGAGGUUUUUGGGAGUUUCUUAUGACAAAGCACAGUUGGAAUCCAUGGUGGAACACUGCCAUCAACUCAUCGAUCAGUGCUGUAAUGCAGAAGCGCUUCCUGUUGGCAGGGGUCGAGUUGGGCUAUGGAAAGACAUCUUCACUGUUUCUAUGAAUGAGAAAUUUGAUUUAGUUUAUAAACAGAAGAUGGGAAAAUGUGACCUCACAUUUGAUUUUUAUUUAUAAAAAUGCAUGCAUAUGAUAUCCAAAUGUAGCUAGAAGUGCUUUAUGCAUUCAUUUAUUACCUGCUGGACAAACUACUGUAGCUAUUAUGUGUAACAAGAUUUAAAGAAAGAAAAACAAUCAAAAUAAACCGUAGAUCAAGUAAACAAUCUAAGAAAACCUUAAACAAUUUAAGUGUAAACCAGAUAUGAUUAUCUUUGAUCCUAAACAGCUGUUCAUUUUCUGGUAUUUUAAUUAGUUGUCCACAUGCAAGAACUUCCUAGACAACACUAGAACAUUCAGCUGUUAAGAAAUUGUAUUAUGUAUAAGGUAUGUAUCAUAUGUGCAACUAGAAUGUACACCUUUUCAGGCCCAUCUUGCUUAUUUAAUGUUUUAUAAAGCUUUUCACGAAGACCUAAAUAAAUGUCCAUAAACCAAAUAAAUUAUUUCAGAGGGGAACAAGUAACAGGCCAAAACUGUAUGCUAGAAUGAUCUCAGGGGUUAAUCAUCACAUUUAUUUUUAUAGCUGGUAAAUCAAGUAUAAAUAAAUCCCAUUCCAAAAUAAAUGAUCAAAGUCGGAUUCACAUUAAGUUCUGCACACCCUUAUCUCUAUAAUUUCUGAGUAGGUUCUGUGUACUGGUGCACUCUGCAAGACAGGCCUCGUUAUGAAAUAUAGCUGUGAUUGUCACUAAUCCCCAAGCUCAUGCAUGCUUUCAUGGAUGGCUGCAUGCAGCAGUCUUCUUGAUGGAAGAAGUUCAGCUCCAUCCAGAAGGUCAGCAAACAGAAGCUUUCAGCCUGCAGCUCUAGCUUAGUCCCUCAAAAUGGGGACCAAGGCAUCUGGUGCAGAGGUCUUUUUUCAGGAAUCAGUCUCUAACUCAUGUUGGUUUACUGUGCAGACCUGAAUUUCACCGAUUAGAUACAGUCAGAGAAGAUAAGGUGCUGGAUAUCCUCCUGUUCCACCAAAAGUUAAGGGCAUUCAGCACUGUUCUCUGUGCUACUGGACUCCCUCAGACCUAAGAUAAAGUGGAUAUGUGUGACAAUGUAAGCAGGCAGAGGAAAUGGCAGCAAUGAGGGAAGAGAGUUUAAAAAUACACCACCAGGUGGGAGUAUUGUACAAAUAUUCAUGCAGAAUAGUUUCAGUAAUUGUUAGCCAUGGCUUGUUGGUCUGGAUUGUGAUCAGGAGGAAAGUUGAUUUCUUUUUUUAUUUUCGAUGACAGGUACACAAACAGCCUGAAGCAGGCUCCUAUUACUGUAAAACUUUACAGAAUUAUUUUAUUCUGUUAGGUAAUGACAUCAAUGCCUUUUAGGUUCUCAGUGGCAGGAGGCCCAUUUUUGCUAGUCAAAUAUUCAGUCUCACCAAAAGCCACGAGGAAAAACUAGCAGAUUUUUGGUGUUUCAGUUUUGUUGGGAAACAAACUGUCAGUUUAACUGGCAAGUGGUGUAGCAUGAUGUGGCUUGACAGCACUUUUCCUUGUAUAUUUGUGAGUGAAAAUGCUUUCAGUGAAAUUUUAUUUCUAUUUUUAUAUUUUUAGUACUGUAUGAAUAUUAAGCACUACACAUUAUACUUCUGCGCUUGCUUGCUUAUUGAAUAAAAGAUGUGUUCC